AUGGUCGAGGUCAAUGCGAUGCCGGCCCAGCCGGAUCCUCGGCUGCGCGGGCACGUCAAGUGGGACCAGGUGGCUGGCACAUCGGUGCAAGUCUCGCACCGCAUCCGCAUCCACCACCUGCUGGCCUUGCUGCUCACGAAGACACUCGUGGCAUCUGCGGCAUGGCUCACGAGACAGUGGCUCUUGGUACCCCAGGUCGAUGCGGAGGAAUUUGCGUCGCAGAUGAGGGACAUGGUCGGACAGGAUGCACCCGUGGACGAUAACAUCGUUCACGCUCCCGCGAGUGUGUGGGCCGUAGCAACGAUGGCCACCUCCUUCGCCGCGCUGCUGCUUAUGGCCUCACUGCGGGUCUGGCGCUGGCACAUCGGAUGGACGGACCACACCCUCCGGCACGUUUUCAUGCUAGGCGCAUUUUGCGAGCUCUGGAUGCGUGAUCUCCAGAUAGGCCGCCGCUGGACCAAGUCAGGUGGCCCCCUCGUGGCGAUCGCUCUCCUUCUGAGUCUGGUCGUGGGCCUCCUCACCGGCUCGGCUGUCACGUUGCGUCGUCCGUUCGCCGACACACUCGACGAUGCGGCCUCGCGUACAUUGAGGCUAACAGCCAGUCUGCAGGACCAGGUCAACACGUGGAACUUACUGAUGGGGUAUGCGUCGCUGCUGGGCUAUGCGGUCCUAUCAAUCGAGUCAGGUCGUCUUAUGUUUACCGCAUCCAAAGACGUCGGUGGCCGCCGUCGCGCCAUGGUGCUGGGCCUGUCCAUGAUCGCCUUGGUGGUUCUUCCGCUCAGCAUCGCUGGAGCUAUGUUGGGCUUCAAGAUGCUUCCAGCUCCAAUGGUGCCCACGCAUGAACCCACUGCGCAGGACGCACUCGAGAUCAGCCACUUGGGAGCCUACUUUGUCCUGGCCGUGGGAGUGCUGGUGUUCGACAAUCUGGUGACUUUGACAUUGGAGUCGUAUGUCACAUUGAUCGUGUAUGUGGCUCAUGCCUGGCCCAUGGCCAUCGUGGCUGCCAUGGCCAUUGGUUUCGCGGUAUUCAAUGUGAAUGUCAAUCUGAUCCAGCUUGCCACUGCCAUGUGCGUUGGCUUCUCGCUUUAUGCCAUUUUGCGUCGCUCACCUCUGUACAUGACCUCCUGGUAUCGGCGCGUCACAUUGGCAGAGCAACGCGUCGCUAUGGCAGGAUCCGACACUGACAGUACGGCUCUGUCAGACAUCGUGGUGCUUCUGUACCGCGUCUCCAUCCAUCUCCGCCGCAUGGUACAUGCGAUCCUGAAAAACAGCGAUUCACGGCGCAUUUUUUGUUUCCUCGUCUUAAACUUGGCUUUUAUGGGCAUUCAGCUGGUAUGGGGCGUGUGGACGAACAGUCUUGGCCUCAUCAGCGAUGCCAUCCACAUGUUUUUUGACUGCGCUGCCAUCUUUAUGGGCCUAGUCGCAAGUGUAAUGGCGUCCUGGGAGACAGAUGAAGCCUUCCCUUUUGGAUACAAGCGCGUGGAGACCUUGUCGGGCUUUGCUAAUGGCAUAUUUCUUGUGCUGAUCAGCGUCUUUAUUUUGUUCGAGGCCAUCCAGCGCAUCAUUGAACCGCCUGUUAUGAACAAUGUGACGCAGCUUCUCAUCGUCAGCACGCUGGGCUUGCUGGUCAACCUGUUCGGUAUGUUCGCGAUGGGCCACCACCACCAUCAUGGCCACCAUCACCAUCACCAUGGCCACUCGCACAACGAUGAUCAUGGUCACGAUCACCAGGGGCAUUCUCACAACAUGCUAGGUCUGUAUCUGCAUGUAAUGGCGGACACGCUAGGGUCUGUGGGUGUGAUUAUCAGCACGCUGCUGAUCCAAUACUUCCAUUGGACGGGGUUUGAUCCGAUUGCCUCGCUGCUCAUUGGCCUCAUGAUCCUGGGAUCCGUGGUCCCUUUGGUUAUUGAUUCGGGCCGCAUACUGUGUCUAGACUUGAGUUCCAUGGACACAGACGGCAUUAGGCAUGCUUUAAACAAGGUGUGUGAGAUCCCUGGCGUGGCAGGCUAUACCAGAGCACGCUUCUGGCCCUUGGAUGGCGAGUCUAUGGUGGGCUCUAUUGUA
Messenger RNA from Malassezia sympodialis ATCC 42132, 2064 nucleotides. Lineage: Eukaryota; Fungi; Basidiomycota; Malasseziomycetes; Malasseziales; Malasseziaceae. The record is from the annotation of a RefSeq genome assembly.